This is a messenger RNA of Papaver somniferum (opium poppy), 3731 nucleotides long. Its product is annotated as phospholipase D beta 1-like. NCBI's taxonomy places the organism in Eukaryota, Viridiplantae, Streptophyta, Magnoliopsida, Ranunculales, Papaveraceae. The transcript is spliced from 11 exons. Gene Ontology annotation, biological process: phosphatidylcholine metabolic process; phospholipid catabolic process. Bases 876 to 3515 code for a protein of 879 amino acids. Gene Ontology annotation, cellular component: plasma membrane. Gene Ontology annotation, molecular function: D-type glycerophospholipase activity; calcium ion binding. The record is from RefSeq and is a predicted model, not a curated record.
GCCAAGGUACACGAAGACCUGUUUUUGUUAUUGGUGACACGGAUGUAAUAUGUAGAGUUAAAACUCGAAAGGGUAUUUUAUUUUUUGUAAUUAGAAACAAGUUUCGAUUGAUAUAUGGUGGAUUUAUAGUGGCUAAUAAAGUGGGUUUGAAAGGUCAGUUUGAGCUGGUUGUAACAAUGAGUUAUUUCACAGAUUUUGCACAGUAAUUAAGUUGAAAUGCAUAAUACAGGAUUACAGGUGUAUGCAAAAACUCAUUUACUGAGCUGAUUUUUUUUAAACCACUUGAAAUCAAUAAAAUCAAUGGUAAAGUUACUGGACAUGUUUUUCCAUACCUUUAUUGAAAUAGCUGUAGGCAUGAAGCUGGGCCAUUGAUGCGGAAACUGGAAAGUACUGGGAAAUUCAUGGCGAGGAAACGCCUCAGAGGCCCCGCUAAUCCUGCUGGAGACGGAUUUUGCAUGUGAAAUGAAUAUUCAAGCGGUCUUGCUAUUGACUUGAUGGAGAAUAACGGUUGGAUAACCACCAGCUCCAUUGUUAACAACAACAUUCUGAUUACCCCAUGUAAUCAACCACCGACUGCACCUUGUGGGAUCUCUCUUACUACUCAUUAUCAGUAUCACCCGUAAACUUGUCAUAAUCCUUACACUAAUCCUACUCUUCCCAGCUUAUAGUAUCACCAUUGUCAGUAGUGCCUCAAAUAUCUAAACACUAAACUGGUUUUCAGUGUUUCAUCUAUCAAUACUGGUUAUCUGCUGGCUUCUGCACGUCUCGGUAGUUUGGCUUUGAAACGAGGCGGUGGCCAUUACUGAAUAAAAACUUGCAGGGUUUGUCGUCCUUCAGGUAAUCUGGUAGUUCAAACCAUAAUUAGAAUCCACAAAAUGGCACCACCUCAAUGGUUACCGUUUGCACCUAGAAGUGGGUCUUCGAAUGCUUUGCUAUUGCAUGGGAACUUAGAUAUUUGGGUAUAUGAAGCGACAAAUCUCCCAAAUAUAGACCUUUGCCUUUCAAAGCUAACAGAUUUGUUUGGAAGCCUACCUGGAAAAACAGCAAAAUUAGGACGGCAAAUUACCCAGAACAAGAAAACAAGUGAUCCUUAUGUCUCAGUUUCUGCAUUAACAGGAAUGUUAAGAAACUUACCUGUAAAUACGGAAAAACUGGAACAGCAAAUUACCCAGAGCAAGAUAACAAGUGAUUCUUAUGUCACAAUUUCUGUAAGCAAUGCAGCAAUUGGUAGGACUUACGUGAUGAUCAACAAUGAGAACCCAAAUUGGCUGCAACAUUUUAAUGUGCCUGUUGCACAUUAUGCUGAGGAAGUUCAGUUUGCUGUUAAAGAUAACAACACUGUUGGUGCUCAGCUUAUUGGAACCGUUUCGAUCCCGGCAGAACAGCUUUAUCAUGGAGUGAAAGUUGAGGGAAGUUUCCCAAUUCUUCUCAUCCCUUGCUUGAGUUUUUGUGAACCCAAACCUCAGUUGAGGCUUUCAAUUCAGUACACCCCACUUGACAGAUUGACUGAGUUCAGUAGUGGAGUUGGGGCAGGUCCUGAUUACACUGGAGUUCCUUGUACAUAUUUUCCUCUAAGAAAAGGUGGAAAAGUUACAUUGUAUCAAGAUGCUCAUGUUCCUGAUGGCUUUCUGCCGUCUCUGAAGCUUGAUCACGAGCUGCAUUAUGAACAUGGGAAAUGUUGGAGUGAUAUAGUGACAGCAAUAAGUCAGGCACGCCGUUUAAUUUACAUCACUGGGUGGUCUGUGUACCAUAAAGUUAGAUUGGUCCGAGAUGCUGGAUAUGCAGCUGACUGCACUCUGGGAGAUCUUAUCAAGUCCAAGUCACAGGAAGGAGUUCGUGUGCUUCUUCUUGUAUGGGAUGAUCCUACUUCACGGAAUAUCUUGGGGCGUGACACGGAUGGACUAAUGGGGACCCAUGAUGAGGAGACUCGUCAUUUCUUCAGCCACUCGUCUGUGCAAGUGUUGCUUUGUCCUAGAGCUGGUGGAGGACGAGAGAGUUGGGCCAAACAGAGGGAAACCGAAACAAUCUAUACACAUCAUCAGAAGACAGUCAUUGUGGAUGCUGAUGCAGGUAACAGCAGGAGAAAAAUCAUUGCUUUUCUCGGAGGACUUGAUUUAUGCGAUGGACGAUAUGAUACUCCAAACCACUCGCUCUUUAAGACACUGCAGACGCUGCAUAAAGACGAUUAUCACAAUCCUAAUUUUACCGGUCGUACUGAUGGUUGCCCUAGACAACCAUGGCAUGAUAUGCACUGCAAAAUUGAUGGUCCAGCAGCAUACGAUGUUCUUACCAAUUUUGAGCAGCGCUGGUCAGACACUUCCAGGCGUCAGAAGACUAAAAAACAGAUAGAAUCGUCUGAUGAUGCGUUAUUGAGGAUGGAGAGACUUCCAGAUAUUGUUGGGAUGGAUGAAGUUACAUAUGUGAGUGAGGAUGAUCCACAGACUUGGCAUGUUCAAAUAUUCCGUUCAAUUGAUUCAAACUCGGUAAAAGGCUUUCCGGAGGAUCCAAAAGAUGCUACAAGCAAGAAUCUGGUCUGCGGGAAGAAUGUAUUGAUUGAUAUGAGCAUACACGCUGCAUAUGUAAAGGCCAUCAGAGCUGCCCAACAUUUCAUUUACAUUGAGAACCAGUAUUUCCUUGGGUCAUCGUAUAAUUGGCCAGAAAACAAAGACCUAGGUGCAAACAACUUAAUACCAAUGGAGAUUGCAUUGAAGGUUGCUAACAAAAUCAGAGCAGGCCAGAGAUUUGCUGCCUAUAUAGUUAUUCCAAUGUGGCCAGAAGGUGCACCAGCAGGCCCCGCUACACAGAGAAUUCUGUUUUGGCAGCAUAAAACAAUGCAAAUGAUGUACAAGAUUGUUAGCAAAGCUUUGGUAGAGGUUGGACUUGAGGGUAUUGAGCAUCCACAGGACUAUUUGAACUUUUUCUGCCUCGGAAAUCGCGAGGCUCCAGAUAGGAAUGAUACAGAAUCUCCAGAUUGGACUGACAUAUUUUUUCGGGGAACUCCCCUUGCGCCCAGUACUCCUCAAGCACUUAUGAAGAAAAGCCGACGUUUCAUGAUAUAUGUCCAUUCAAAAGGCAUGAUAGUUGAUGACGAGUUCGUACUUUUGGGGUCUGCAAACAUCAAUCAGCGUUCACUGGAGGGCAGUAGAGAUACUGAAAUUGCAAUGGGUGCCUACCAACCUCGGCAUACUUGGGAAAAUAAACAAUCUAGUCCCCAUGGACAGGUUUAUGGUUACAGGAUGUCAUUGUGGGCAGAACACAUUGGAGUUGUAGAGGAUUGCUUUACGCAACCGGAGAGCUUAGAAUGUGUUAGAAGGGUUAGGUCCAUAGCAGAAUGCAACUGGAAACAGUUCGCAGCGGAUGAGGCAACAGAAAUGAAAAGUCACCUCCUCAAAUACCCGGUACAUGUAGAAACAAAUGGUAAAGUGAAACCUAUUCCUGGCUGUGAAACUUUUCCUGACCUUGGCGGUAACAUCUGUGGCCGUUUUUGUAUGAUUCAAGAAAAUCUUACUACAUAAACUGAAUAUCGAUAGCAUUCGCAGUAAGAAGCCAGUGAAUUGGGCAAAUUGUUGUGUAUGUCAGGUGUCAUUUUAGCAGUUCUAUGUUGUCCAAGGCGAUUGAGGCGCCUGCAAGGCUCCCAAGGCGCAUAAUUCAUGGUGUGAGCGCCUCGUCUCCCCUCCCACAACAUUGUUAGCACUUUUUCUAUAUUUGAUUUUGGUCUCUUUUGGCAUUCA